Nematocida ausubeli is the source of this 519-nucleotide messenger RNA. RefSeq lists its product as uncharacterized. Gene Ontology annotation, molecular function: phosphoprotein phosphatase activity. The record is from RefSeq and is a predicted model, not a curated record. NCBI's taxonomy places the organism in Eukaryota, Fungi, Microsporidia. The transcript has a single exon. Bases 1 to 519 code for a protein of 172 amino acids.
AUGACAGUAGAGAAGAAGAUAUUUGUGUUUGACUUAAAUGGAACACUUUUAAGCAGAGUGAAAGAGAACAAAGGCACAUACUUAGAUAAGAAGAAGCCAGAUGCAAUAAUACCAGGACGAGGUGACCUGAUAUAUUUACGGCCACAUUUAGACAAAUUAAUUAAUUACUUGCAUGAAAAUGAUAUAACGUACAUGCUAUGGACAACAGCCAUGGAGCAUAAUGGUAUUCACCUGACAAAUUUAUUAGAGAGUAAGGGUAUGACAAGAGCAAUUCAUAAAUAUUACCAUGCACAUGCAACAAAACUAGAUGAAAACUCUUAUAAGAGAGGUAAGGACAUGAACAAAAUAGCAGAACUAGAGAAUGUCUCUGUUAAGAAUGUCUUCUUAAUCGAUGAUGAAAUUAUCAAGUGUAUCCCAGAGUCCUCAUAUAUUCCCAUAGAAGAAUACCAGGCAAUGAACGAAGAGGAUGAUGCCCUUAUAAGGAUAAUUGAAAGAAUUAAGAUUUGCAACGGAAAUUAG